UUAGAGAGAGAAUGUUGAUGGGGAGUUAUUAAAGCAAAGAAAAAAAAAAAAAAAAAACAAUUUAUUGUUGUAUUGUUGUGUUGUCGUAGUGAGUUUUUGGGUUCUGCACUCUCUCUUUCUUUCCUUCUUUCUUUCGUAUUUUUUUUUUUUCUUCUUUGUCUCUCUGCAAAAAUCAGACCUUGAAAGAUCAUUCAUUUGGGUAUUGAUUUUGGUCCUUCUUGUUGUAAUCAAAUCUUUUUGCUUGAUAUAGUUUACUGAUGAGGAUCAGGAAAAGGCAGGUACCCUCUCCUCUUUCAUCUCUCUCACCUGUACCAGUAGUUUCAGAUCCCCACUUCAACCGGCCUCCUCCGGUGGUGCAACUCCACCCACAUCACAGUCUUGCACAACCACAUGCUAGGAAAUCAUAUGGCUAUUCUCAACGGUCUGAUCAUCCCAAUCAACCGAUCGGAACCAUCGGCCACAACAACAACGGCUUGGAUGAUGGUGAUGGAUCAGUAGCUCAAACCCACGAGAAGAUAGAUAGUUUGGUUUUGUUGCAAGGUAAAGAUUAUGAGAGAGGCAAAGAACAAGAUGGAGAUGGAGAUGGAGAUGGAGAUGAAGAAGAAGAAGACGAAGAGAAGAGUUGUAAUGAUUCCAGGAGCAAAAGCAUCUUGGAUGCAGAAAUAGUACUUAAUGGAAUUGCUGUUUCUUCUUCUCACUUGAGUUCUUCACAUCAAGUUGUUGGGAGAUGGUGUGAGGGAGAGAAAGCAUUCCCAUUGAAGAAGAGAAGAGGGAGCUUUGAGAGAAGAGGCAACGAGGAAACGAAUGCAUUGAUAUUGGAUGAUGAGAAAGAUAAUAUUCAUAAGAAGAUGAAGAUGAAGACCAAAGUUAUGAAGACAAAGAUGAACAAGAAAUUUGGUCUCGAUUCUCAUCUUAAUGAACAAGAAGAUAAUAAGGAAACAACAGCAACAAAAGAGAGCUCAAAUGCUGUUGUCGAUGAUGAUACUAAUAAUAACAUUUCUUCUUCUACCACAACAAGCGCAAAUAAGAAGAGAGCUCGAGGUGGUGCAUUAAUGGAGGGCUCGAGGUGCAGUCGAGUUAACGGGCGAGGAUGGAGAUGUUGCCAACAAACCCUUGUGGGUUACUCUCUUUGUGAGCAUCAUUUGGGGAAAGGAAGGCUGAGGAGCAUGACGAGUGUUCGUAGUAGAUCACUUGGCAACACAGGAAACAAUGAAAGCACAUUAUUAUUAUCAUCUUCAUCAAAUGCUUCUUCUUCUAAUUCUACCGCUGCUGUAACUUCAACUUCAUCUUCAUUGACGGAAGAACCUAAAAAACCAAAUGCAGCUACUGAAGUUGUUGAAGAAGAGAAAGAUGAGGAGAAGCGCCCAUUGAUGAUGACGACGACAAAGAAGAGAAUGAAGCUUGGAACAGUGAAAGCUCGAUCAAUCAGCAGCUUGUUGGGCCAAACGAAUAAUGAUCAACUCACAGUUGGUGAUAAUAACAGGUAGGGCAAAGUGCAUGUGAAGGGAAAUUAAUGAAUCAUCAGGAUUAUUAUUCCAUGCUGCAACUGUUUUCAAAAAACAAAUCUAAUUGCUUUGAGAAAGUAUUUUGGUUUUGUUUUGUUUUUGUUUUUGUCUUAUGAGUGAGUAUUUGAUAUUAAAGCAGAAAAAUGUUUUUUCGUUUUCGUUUUUGAUGGGUGAUUAUCUGGCCAGAAAUAU
This is a messenger RNA of Pistacia vera, 1697 nucleotides long. RefSeq lists its product as uncharacterized. Bases 258 to 1487 code for a protein of 409 amino acids. The record is from RefSeq and is a predicted model, not a curated record. The transcript is spliced from 4 exons. NCBI's taxonomy places the organism in Eukaryota, Viridiplantae, Streptophyta, Magnoliopsida, Sapindales, Anacardiaceae.